Messenger RNA from Effrenium voratum, 457 nucleotides. The record is from the annotation of a GenBank genome assembly. NCBI's taxonomy places the organism in Eukaryota, Dinophyceae, Suessiales, Symbiodiniaceae.
GUUCUUUUACUGACCCCAUCUUCGUCAAGCUGAUUGCUUCAAGAUGGGUACCAAUGGAACAGAAGACAAGCUCCCCAUUUUCUUCGUGGAGAACCCUGACGGGACCAUCGAUGGCGUGGCAGGCUCAGACUCCAUUGCGCCGCCGCCCGCCAACCCGCGGCUCUGGUGCCACCACUGCAACACGCAGCUGGAAUUUGCCGCCGGAGCAUCCUACGUGCAGUGCUACCUUUGCAGGACAAUGAACGCUGUGCACACCGGAAGCCAACUGGGUGGCCGUACAAUGAAUAUGCUGUGCACCGUUUGUGGGACCUCCAACUUAGCGCCGUGGGGCACCGCGUACGUUCGGUGUGGCCAGUGCAACACGGUUUCCGAUGUGACACACAUCUAUACCGGCCCGAACCGAUGACUGCAGCCGAAGUGCUGCCAGUGAGCCUAGCUGGGUUUCGUUCAACAGCAC